Chinchilla lanigera (long-tailed chinchilla) is the source of this 2377-nucleotide messenger RNA. RefSeq names its product block of proliferation 1 (gene Bop1). The transcript has 16 exons. The record is from RefSeq and is a predicted model, not a curated record. Lineage: Eukaryota; Metazoa; Chordata; Mammalia; Rodentia; Chinchillidae. Gene Ontology annotation, molecular function: protein binding; ribonucleoprotein complex binding. Bases 1 to 2316 code for a protein of 771 amino acids. Gene Ontology annotation, cellular component: preribosome, large subunit precursor; PeBoW complex. Gene Ontology annotation, biological process: ribosome biogenesis; maturation of LSU-rRNA from tricistronic rRNA transcript (SSU-rRNA, 5.8S rRNA, LSU-rRNA).
AUGGGCAGGGCCAGGAUGGGCAGAGCCGGGCCGCGGGUGCUAGCGGCGCGCUCACUGCCGGAAGUAGCAGUCAGUCGGGGGCCGGUGCGGCAUAGCAUGGCGGGGGCGCGGGACCUGGGUCUCGUGGCGCCCGUGGCGAGAGGUCUGUCAGCCAAGCGACGUCCGGCGUUUGAGCCAGAGCCAGAGCCAGAGAAGCCCUUUCUCCUCCGCGACCCUGCUUCCAGCCAUGGUGAUGGCAGUGAUUCUGGCGUCUCUGACAGUGAGGAAAGUGUGUUCUCAGGCCUGGAAGACUCUGGCAGUGAUAGUAGUGAAGACAACGACGAUGGGGGAGAGGAUGACAUCAGCUGUGACAAGGGCCACAGCAGGACAGAGGGGCAGGCACAGACUGGCUCCCCUGGCCUGGGAACAGAGAUGGUGAGAUCAUCAAGCCGGGAUGAGUACCAGGAAGACAGCUCUGACGAGGAGGAUAUCCGGAACACAGUGGGCAACGUGCCUCUAGAGUGGUAUGACGACUUCCCACAUGUGGGCUAUGACCUGGAUGGCAGGCGCAUCUACAAACCCCUUCGGACCCGGGAUGAGCUGGACCAGUUUUUGGACAAGAUGGAUGAUCCUGACUUCUGGCGUACUGUGCAAGACAGGAUGACUGGGCGUGACCUUCGGUUGACUGAUGAGCAAGUGGCUCUAGUGCAGCGGCUGCAGAGGGGCCAGUUUGGGGACAUGGGCUUCAACCCAUAUGAGCCAGCUGUGGACUUCUUCAGUGGGGACGUCAUGAUCCACCCAGUGACCAACCGCCCAGCUGACAAGCGCAGCUUCAUUCCCUCCCUGGUGGAGAAGGAGAAGGUGUCUCGCAUGGUGCAUGCCAUCAAGAUGGGCUGGAUCCAGCCUCGCCGGCCCCGAGACUCCACCCCCAGCUUUUACGACCUGUGGGCCCAGGAGGACCCCAAUGCUGUUUUGGGACGCCACAGGAUGCAUGUGCCUGCACCCAAGCUGGCCUUGCCUGGCCACGCUGAAUCAUACAAUCCCCCUCCUGAAUACCUGCUCAGUGAGGAAGAGCGCUUGGCAUGGGGGCAGCAGGAGCCAGGUGAAAGGAAACUCAAUUUCCUGCCACAGAAAUUCCCAAGCCUACGAGCUGUACCUGCAUACAGCCGAUUCAUCCAAGAACGCUUUGAGCGCUGCCUUGAUUUGUACUUGUGCCCACGGCAGCGCAAGAUGAGGGUGAACGUGGAUCCUGAAGACCUCAUCCCCAAACUGCCUCGGCCAAGAGACCUACAGCCUUUCCCCACAUGCCAAGCCCUGGUCUACAGGGGCCACAGCGAUCUUGUCCGUUGCCUCAGUGUCUCCCCUGGGGGCCAGUGGCUGGCUUCAGGCUCGGAUGACGGCUCUCUGCGACUCUGGGAGGUGGCCACUGCCCGAUGCAUGAAGACAGUGCCUGUGGGGGGUGUGGUGAGGAGUGUUGCCUGGAACCCCAACCCCGCCAUCUGUUUGGUAGCUGCAGCCCUGGAUGAUACAGUGCUGCUGCUGAAUCCGGCCCUGGGGGAUAGGCUGCUGGUGAGCAGCACAGACCAGCUGCUAGGUGCCUUCACCCCACCUGAGGAGCCUGCCUUACAACCUGCCCAGUGGCUGGAAGCAACAGAGGAAGAGCGCCAGAGGAGCCUGAGGCUGCGCAUCUGUCACGGCAAGCCAGUGACACAGGUGACCUGGCACAGGCAUGGGGACUACUUGGCUGUGGUGUUGGCUACCCCAGGCCACACCCAGGUGCUGAUCCACCAGCUGAGCCGGCGUCGCAGCCAGAGUCCUUUCCGCCGCAGCCACGGGCAGGUACAGUGUGUGGCUUUCCACCCCACCCGGCCCUUCCUGCUGGUGGCCUCCCAGCGGAGUGUCCGUGUCUACCACCUGCUGCGCCAGGAGCUCACCAAGAAACUGAUGCCCAACUGCAAGUGGGUAUCCAGCAUGGCCGUGCACCCUGCAGGUGACAACAUCAUCUGUGGCAGCUAUGACAGCAAGCUGGUAUGGUUCGACCUGGAUCUUUCUACCAAGCCAUACAAAGUGCUGAGGCAUCACAAGAAGGCCCUUCGGGCUGUAGCCUUCCACCCUCGGUACCCACUCUUUGCAUCCAGCUCAGAUGAUGGCACCAUCAUUGUGUGCCAUGGCAUGGUGUACAAUGACCUGCUACAGAACCCACUGCUGGUGCCAGUCAAAGUGCUGAAGGGACAUACACUGACCCGAGACCUGGGCGUCCUGGAUGUGGCCUUCCACCCUACACAGCCAUGGAUCUUCUCAUCAGGGGCUGAUGGCACCAUCCGUCUUUUCACCUAGUCUGCUGCGAAGUGGGUGGGGUGUGUACGCCUGGAUCUUCAAUAGAGGCCUUGCUCCCUGC